This is a messenger RNA of Ectocarpus sp. CCAP 1310/34, 993 nucleotides long. The record is from the annotation of a GenBank genome assembly. NCBI's taxonomy places the organism in Eukaryota, Phaeophyceae, Ectocarpales, Ectocarpaceae.
AUGGCCAGUCCUGCCGAAAGCAAGGAGAAGGUGGGUAGUGUAGACGGCGGUGCGCUAGAGGAGAAAACUAACGAGGAUGUGGCCGCGGGAUGCGUGCAGCCUUCCUCUACAGCAAGAGCGGCUCCACCCGCUCCUGCUGCAGCUGCAGCCGCAGCCCCAGCAGCUGCUGCCUCAGCCGGGAAACCAGCACCUGGCGAAGAGCUGACCAAGGUUACGGUGUUCAACGUGGGCAAGCAUGCCACCCUGGCCCAGUUCGAGAAGAUCCUGAAGAACAACGGCGUCGAGUACAAGAGAGCGAAAAAGACUCCCUCCAUUACUCAUGGCACGCUCACAUUCGAGACGGCGGCGCAACGCGCCGUGGCCAUGGAACAGCUCGGGAAGAUCGUGGGUGCGAGGGGGGGCGAGCUCAUGUUCGCGGUGCUGGCCAGGCAGAAGCAGAACAACGACAACGGCGGGGGCAACAAGCGCAACGCGAGAGAAGGCGACGAUGAUGGCAGGGGUGGGAACGCGUCGAAACGCUCGCGUCAGGAGGUGGAGCGGAAAACGGUGGCACAGGCCACGGCAUCGCUGUACGGAGUCAAGACCUACCCCGAGCAGCUGGCUUUCAAGGAAAAGACUCUCAUGGACGACCUCUUCCUGAAGCUGCCCCUUGUCAUCAGGAACGAGUGGGACAAGAGAUUCCGCGAGUGGAAGAGGAACCAGGGGGUGAAACAGGACAGUGGUGGGGGUGCUCUCAACAAGCCGGCGGAGCUCCGUUGUCCCGCUUGGUGCAGGAUGUUCAAGCGCCGCGACGGGACCGUGCCUUUCGACGUGUCGCCCAUAGUGCCGGCUCCGGAGCCGGAGGGUUACAGGAACAAGUGCGAGUUCACCCUGAGCCUCUCCGAGGACGGGCUGGCUACGGCGGGGUUCCGUGCGGGCAGGUUCCAAGCGGGGGUACCCAUCACGGUGGAGUCGCCAAAGGAUUGUCCUCAGGUGGAGAGACGGCGCGUGUAA